CGAGUAGAGUCAUUUCGAUCCUGGUAUUUAAUGGGUGGAGGCAACCAUCGCUCUCUCGAAGAAUCCAUAACCACCCUUUCUGUCUGUUCUACUCUCCAAAUUAUCCGAACACCCUCUCACGCUGAGUUCUCAGGUCGGUUCCGAUCCCGACAUGGUCGAGAUCAAGCACGAUCCAGAGGAGGCCGCCUCCAGCUCAGAUGUUCGAGACGAUGCUAAAUACAGGCUUAUAUAUGCAAAGUCCAAGGUGUAUGUUAACCCUACUGCAUACUCCAAAGAUAAUAUCCCUGGCUUUGCUGUCAUCGUGAAGAGGGAGGCUUUCACCGCGACCUACCUAUUGGCUUGGAUCCCGGAGACGCUACUCAGCGAGAAGGGAGAGGGAGAAUGGGACAAAUUCUUGCGUAUGGAGGACCGACCUGUGUUGGACGAAUCGGAUGAUGAAGACGCUGUUCUUAUUGAACUUCCGACAUCGAGACCUGAAUCAUACGCAUUUUCUGUUCCUCUCAGCUCCAUCUACUCUCUCAUCGUUGUUCCGCCUUCGCUCAGCUCGUGGUACGGCUCCAUUGGCAUCAACCUGACCAACGGUGCCACACUACCUACCCUCCACUUUCACGACGAUGAAUCUCGCUCGUUCACUGUGCCCAAGAGUCCCGCGGUAGAGUCUCAUUCUCCCCCUUCAACCUCAUAUCCCCCGCCUCCUUCCGCGGCCGCCCAGGCUGCCACUGGCCGGCCUGUGACUUCAUGGGGAGGGGAUGACCUCCUCGCCCGUAUUCGCACAUAUGCUCAUCUCCUGCGCUCGACAUUGCAACCCACUCUCUUUCUCGUGGACCCCUCGAAGGCGGAUAUUGAGGCCCAUUCUACCUAUCUCUUCUCGGAUGACGCCGUUGACGACAUACUAGCUCGCUCGUCAUACACCAAUUCCCAUUCACCUGUGCCUUCCCAUCGCAGACCACGUCCAAUCUCUACUCCUGGCGUGCAGAACCCUUACUCUCAACAUUCAUCCAUACUUCAUCGGUCGAUGCCUCCAGCAGCUUCACCAUCGGCUUCGCAGGCGCGCAUGGCCCUUCUCCAGUCAUUUGCCAAUAUCACUCGUGCCACUCGCCAUGCGGCUCAUAAUAUACUCUCUCAUCCUUUGGCCAAGCCUAUAGUCCCGCAUCUUCCUGACCCCGUCAGAAGCCUUGUUAAUGCAAACGGUGAUCUCGAAUGGGGAAGUUGGGUUGAGAAGGGCGGUGUGGGCGAGUUCGAAAGUGCAAGAGUAUACCUUGCUCGGUGGGCUCGCAUCGUAGCCGAAGAGGGCGAACGUGCUCGUCGACGGGAAGCACAGGCCAUUCCCGCUUCGACUUCGGCCACUGUCUCGGAAGAGACAUCUGAGCUAGGCGUCUUCGAGCUCUUGCAUACCACUGCGAACUUACCUACGCCCAAGUCUUCGAGAGAUCCUAAACAUCCUAUCGAUGAAGAGACUUGGGCCUCUUGGUUCGAUGAGAACGGGAGACCGACAAUUCCGAGGGAGGAAAUGAAAGCAGCGGUAUUCAGAAGGGGAGUGGACGAGAAGGGGACGGUGAGGAGGAAAGUGUGGCCGUUCAUGCUAGGGGUAUAUGAGUGGGAUGUUUGUGAAACGGAGAGGAAGAGUAAGUGGGAGGAGAAGCUGCUGACAUACCAUCAGACAAAGGAUGAGUGGUUCGGGAUUCCCGAAGUAUUUGACCGCCAAGAUGUCAUCGAUGAGCGGCAUCGGAUAGAUGUGGACUGUAGACGCACAGACCGAUCUCAUCCGCUCUUCGCAUCCCAGCCAAACGCCCCAUCACCAAGUUCCGAUCCUGAAAAACAAUUGCACCGACGAUAUUCGACCAUCUCUCCAGCUCCACAAGAGAUUGGUGCUCAGUCUCCAUCAAAUGAGCAUAUCGACCGCCUUGGCAGCAUUCUCCUUACCUAUAACUUCUACGAGAAGGAACUCGGAUACGUGCAGGGCAUGUCGGAUCUUUGUGCUCCGAUCUAUGUGGUCAUGGGCGCCGACGAAGGGUUGACGUUUUGGUGUUUUGUGGAAGUCAUGAACCGAAUGAAGAAGAACUUCCUCAGGGACCAGAGUGGGAUGAAGAAGCAGUUGUCGACGUUGCAGCAGCUGAUUGAGAUGAUGGAUCCAGAAUUGUAUCGUCACCUCGAGAAAACCGACGGUUUGAACCUAUUUUUCUGCUUCCGAUGGGUCCUGAUAUCGUUCAAGCGCGAGUUCCCCUUCGAAGAUGUGUUGAGUUUAUGGGAAGUCCUGUGGACCGAUUACUACACCGCCGAUUUUGUUCUGUUCGUGGCUCUUGCUGUCCUCGAAUCCCACCGCGACGUCAUCCUUCGAUAUCUUGUGGAGUUCGACGAGAUUCUGAAGUAUUGCAACGAGCUCAGCAUGACUAUAGAACUCGACAGUACCCUUGCCCAAGCCGAAGUUCUCUUUCUUUCCUUCGCACAGCUCGUUGAAGACAUGGACCGCCGUCGUGCGGAGUCUUCAAUCCCUGGAGCAGGCAACGGCGGACUUCUCCGGAAACGCAAGCCUGUUCCUGGUCGAGCUCAAAGCCAGCCGACAGUGGAAGCGGUAGGAAUACCGGAGUUGAGCGCAGAGUUGAGAGAGGUUCUAAUGAGUGGAUGUGGCAAUUGUUGAAUGGAGGGUUGUUAGCAUGUUUUCGAUACGCAUAUGGUUUUCCUGGUGCGGAUACACCUCUCUUGUUGCUCGACAGUUCGAUGAACUGAUUGUACUAGUUGAUCCAGUAUCCAGAGUUCUUGAAUCUUGUGGACCGUCAUAGCAUUGGCAUUGUUGUAUGUAUGUAGACACGCC
Stereum hirsutum FP-91666 SS1 is the source of this 2812-nucleotide messenger RNA. RefSeq names its product RabGAP/TBC. Gene Ontology annotation, biological process: activation of GTPase activity. Bases 152 to 2638 code for a protein of 828 amino acids. Gene Ontology annotation, molecular function: GTPase activator activity. The transcript has 10 exons. The record is from RefSeq and is a predicted model, not a curated record. Lineage: Eukaryota; Fungi; Basidiomycota; Agaricomycetes; Russulales; Stereaceae.